AUGCUAAAAAAGACGUUUGAAGAAUAUUUUAAUGAAGAUUAUUCUGAAUUUUUUUGGAUAAGAAACCCAUUCGUUUUGGGUUUGGAUGAUAUUCCUAAGACAAUAACAAACAAUGAAAAAGAGUCUUUGAUAAAAUUGUCAUGUGAUGAAAGUUUUAAAAUGGAAUUUACUAAACUAGAAUUGGGUGAGUUUUGGAUAAAGAUAAAAAACGAAUAUUCGUUGCUGUCUAAAAAAGCAUUGUUAUUUUUAUUACCAUUCACAACCACUUAUCUUUGCGAAACUGGAUUCUCCUCAAUGAUCGAAGUAAAAAACAAGUUUCGAAACAAACUGAAUCUCGAACCAAAUUUACGCUUAAAAUUAAGUAACACUGAACCAGAUAUUUCAUCGCUAAUAUCAAAUCUACAAAUCCAUGGUUCUCAUUGA
Molecule: messenger RNA, 423 nt
Organism: Metopolophium dirhodum (rose-grain aphid)
Lineage: Eukaryota; Metazoa; Arthropoda; Insecta; Hemiptera; Aphididae
Product: protein FAM200A-like
Exons: 1
Coding region: 1-423 (140 amino acids)
Molecular function (GO): protein dimerization activity
Source: RefSeq, a predicted model, not a curated record